Chionomys nivalis (European snow vole) is the source of this 9118-nucleotide messenger RNA. RefSeq names its product ALG9 alpha-1,2-mannosyltransferase (gene Alg9). The record is from RefSeq and is a predicted model, not a curated record. Lineage: Eukaryota; Metazoa; Chordata; Mammalia; Rodentia; Cricetidae. Gene Ontology annotation, cellular component: endoplasmic reticulum membrane. The transcript has 16 exons. Bases 74 to 1942 code for a protein of 622 amino acids. Gene Ontology annotation, molecular function: alpha-1,2-mannosyltransferase activity. Gene Ontology annotation, biological process: protein N-linked glycosylation.
CCUAGCCAAGCAAUGUCUGCGCUCUCGCCGAUAUCUUAGCGUGCGGAGUUCUGCCCUUUCUCCGACGCUUGGCAUGGCGAGCCGAAGGGCCCGGCAGCGCCUCAAGGGCGGCGGCGGCGGGGACACGGGCCCGGCGGCGGAGAAGCUGCGGGAGCUGCUGGGCAGCCGGGAGUCGGGCAGCGCGGAACAGCGGCUGGAGUCUGGAAAUAAAGCUGGGCAAGUCUGGGCUCCUGAAGGAUCCACUGCUUUCAAGUGUCUGCUCUCAGCAAGAUUGUGUGCCGCUCUCCUCAGCAACAUCUCUGACUGUGAUGAAACAUUCAACUACUGGGAACCAACACACUACCUCAUCUAUGGGAAGGGAUUUCAGACGUGGGAGUAUUCCCCAGUGUACGCCAUUCGCUCGUAUGCUUACCUGUUGCUGCAUGCCUGGCCAGCUGCAUUUCAUGCACGGAUUCUGCAGACUAAUAAGAUUCUUGUCUUCUACUUUUUGAGAUGUCUCCUGGCUUUUGUGAGCUGUAUUUGUGAACUUUACUUUUAUAAGGCUGUGUGCAAGAAAUUUGGGCUGCAUGUGAGUCGAAUGAUGCUGGCCUUCUUGGUGCUCAGCACUGGCAUGUUUUGUUCAUCAUCCGCAUUCCUUCCUAGCAGCUUCUGCAUGUACACUACAUUGAUCGCCAUGACAGGAUGGUAUAUGGACAAGACACCCAUUGCUGUGCUGGGAGUAGCAGCUGGGGCUAUUGUAGGGUGGCCAUUUAGUGCAGCCCUUGGUUUACCCAUUGCCUUUGACUCGUUGGCCCUGAAACACAGGUGGAAGAGUUUCUUUCAUUGGUCGCUGGUGGCCCUAGUUCUCUUCCUGGUGCCUGUGGUGGUCAUUGACAGCUACUAUUAUGGGAAGUUGGUGGUUGCUCCUCUCAACAUUGUUCUGUAUAAUGUGUUCACUUCUCAUGGACCUGAUCUUUAUGGUACAGAACCAUGGUAUUUCUACUUAAUCAAUGGAUUUCUGAAUUUCAACGUUGCUUUUGCAUUGGCUCUUCUGGUCUUGCCACUGACUUUUCUUAUGGAGUACCUGCUGCAGAGGUUCCAUGUUCAGAAUUUAGGACAUCCAUAUUGGCUUACCUUGGCACCAAUGUAUAUUUGGUUUCUAAUUUUCUUCAUCCAACCUCACAAAGAGGAACGAUUUCUUUUCCCAGUAUAUCCACUUAUAUGUCUUUGUGGCGCUGUUGCUCUUUCUGCACUUCAGAAAUGUUACCACUUUGUGUUUCAACGAUACCGCCUGGAGCAUUACACCGUGACGUCCAGCUGGCUCGCGUCAGGAACAGUUUUCCUGUUUGCGCUCUUGUCAUUCUCUCGCUCUGUGGCUCUGUUCAGAGGAUAUCAUGGGCCCCUUGAUCUGUAUCCAGAAUUUUACCGAAUUGCCACAGACCCAACCAUCCACACUGUCCCAGAAGGCAGGCCUGUGAAUGUUUGUGUGGGAAAAGAAUGGUAUCGAUUUCCCAGUAGCUUCCUUCUGCCUGAUAACUGGCAACUUCAGUUCAUUCCAUCAGAGUUCAGAGGUCAGCUACCAAAGCCUUUUGCAGAGGGACCACUGGCCACUCAGAUUGUUCCUGCUCACAUGAAUGACCAGAACCGAGAGGAGCCUUCCAGAUAUAUUGACAUCAGCAAAUGCCAUUACUUAGUGGACUUGGAUACCAUGAGAGAAACACCCUGGGAGCCAAACUAUUCGUCCAACAAAGAAGAGUGGAUCAGCCUGGCCCAUAGACCAUUCCUGGAUGCAUCUAGGUCUUCAAAGCUAUUUCGGGCAUUCUAUGUCCCCUUCCUGUCGGAUCAGUAUACGGUGUAUGUGAACUACACCAUCCUUAAGCCUCGGAAAGCAAAGCAAAGCAGGAAGAAAAGUGGAGAGUGGAGGAGAGCAGAAGCCGCUCCCAGAAGAGCUGAGAGCCCUUGACUGGGUGUGUGUGCUAGCAGUUCUGCACGCUCUGGCCUGGCGUCGGGAACUAGCAAGCCUUCUUUAGGGUACCUGGUUUCUCCACCAAAGCUGUUUGGCAGCUCCUAGCAGACCUUGUUCAAAUCCGAGUGCUUGGAAGCGCAGCCUAGUUGCCAAGUGACAUGUCCUUCCCCCUCCAGCAAGACGCAUUCGCAGGACUGCAACCCUGGCCUGGGAGCUCAGGAAAAAGGCGACCACUGAAGAACUGUGACCUAAUCUUAUUAUUUAUGAUGCCUCUAAUUUUCAUUUUAUUUUCUUUAAAAUCAAUAAUAAUCAUAUUGCUAUUUUUGAAGGGUUUUAAGAUUUUUAAAAAAAGCUUCAGCAUGAUAUAUCUUGAAUCCUAGACUCUGUACAACUAUAGCGGGCAUCUUUGGAGAGAAGUAUGUCAGUAGAGUUGGGUGACAUCAUAUUUUAAAGUAGCUUGAGGCCAUUUUGCGGACAUUGAGAAUUCCUUUGUGUAAAAUGACAGCCCCGGUGAAAUGAAAAGGACAGUGUGCAUAUAGCACCCACACCUCAAUUCUGCUGCAAAGUGUCCUCGAGCAGGUGGUCUAGUUAGUUGCAUAGGUGGUGGUAACGACUACAAAAGGCUGCUUGUUAGUUCCCCUUCCCUUUCAAUACGGCACAAUGUAGAAGACAUUUUCUCAGUGUCUCAUUUGAUCCUCAGCCACUGUGAGGACCCACUUCACAGAAGAGGAAGCAGAUGAAGGGGGAGAGGAGAAGUGGCUUGUCCCUUGUCAUAUGUGUGGGCAGUAAGUCAUAGGCCUGGGUGUCGAAUCCAGGCUGUCUGACUUCUCACGUUCUCAGACUGUCCAUGCCUCUCCUCCACCUAUGAAACACGACUUGGGAGGAGGAUUGGAUUGACCACAGGCCACGUUUGUUUUGUCAAUUUCUGUUUUAAGGAAGAUGUUUAGGUACAGUUCUUUGAGUCCUUUGGAGCCUGUGGGUGACACCUCACUUAGCAGUGCUGUGUGGUAUUGCCAGAUCUCGGUAGGAAGGUCCUGGCUCUAUAACUCACAGGAUCUUCUGCGUACAGACUUCUUGUUGUCCCCGUGGGCCAUGUUACAGGUGCCUUAUUUCCUUAAGGGUGGCAGGUUCUAGUAGUGCAGAGGGUAGAUCUGAUUUUCACUGUUUCCAUUUUCCUGUUUCCUUUUUUUUUCUUUUUAAGGAAAGUAACUUUCUAAUGUGAAUUAGUCCCAAUAAAAGAAUAAAGAGAACAGAAAAAUAAGUAGUUAAAUUAAACUAUUUACUCUUGGGGGUUCCCCUCUGAAAGAAUACCGAUUAGAGUUGAUGAAGCAGAGGUGAGGAAGCAGGUUCAGACAUACGGAAUGACAGCUGCACAGGAAGGAUAGACCGCAGCCCUACUGUGUGCAUGGUCCCUGGAAUUCUGUUCUCAGCACCUGAUCGCCACUUUCCAAGGCAAACAGUGGGGUGUGAACUGCAGUGAAGCCUAUCUAUCUCAGAAGCCGAGGCCCUGUAGGAUGCACAGAAGAGUCGAUGACGGGGUUCAGAGAGGAGCAGCUCUUGUCCAAUCAAAGAACUGCAGUGAAGUCUAUCUCAGAAGCCAAGGCCCUGUAGGAUGCACAGAAGAGUCGAUGGGGUUCAGUGAAGGGCAGCUCUUGUCUGAUCAAAAUGUGGGACUUAGGAGCGUGGCUGAGUGGUGGAGCGCAUGUUUACUGUGUGGAAGACCCAGGGUUCAGUUCUUAACAUAUGCAAACACCCCCCAAAAUGGUACAGAGUUAAGCUAUUUGAUCAUGUGUGUCUGAAACAAACGUAACGAUCCUCCACGGGUGCCUGACAUGAACCUAGGCUUCCACAUACAUAUGUGCAUGCACUCACACAUGUACACACAGUCACCUCAGUGAGAACUUAAUUAUAAAGUAGCCAAUUAUAAAUUAUAAAGGCCAGGUGGGCAUAGAGCUCUCUUGGGAUUGUCGGUUCCAGUCCCUUUGAAAACCCUACUCUGGUUUUCUCCAUUCUGUUUCUGGUGAGGGCACAAUACAUUGUGGACACUAUGCCAGGUACCUCUCAACACUUAGGGGUUGGUUAGCUUCCCUUGGGAAGAAGAAGGGCAUCAUGGGCAGUCUCACAUCUCUGCCAAGCACCCCUGUGCACAUACCUCUGCUCGGUCCUUAGAGUGAGGUACACACGUGUAGAUGUCGCUGCUGAGGAUCGAGCUCACAUAUGAUCCAUAAUCUUUGUGGGUAGGACAAAGUAGUAGGGAGACUUGGCCAAUCCAGACUUCUCUGCUCUCUAGCCCGAAAGCAGCCUUAUCUGAACCUAAAUCUUGUGACACUGAGUGCCAUUAUUGACCCAGUCAGCAUGAUAGGAAUCUGUUAACAAAAUCUGCCUCUUGCCUUUUCUUGUCAUCUGAUAAAAACACAGGUUAUCUUAAUCUCUUUGGUAAGUGCGGAAAGCUGCAGCCUGUACUCCUUAUUACUGAAUCAGGCUUGCUACACGUGGUUUUAUAGCAGGGUGGUUAUUGAUCCCAGUCACCUUUUCUUUAGGUCUGGAGUUCUGGGAAAGAGCUUUGGAGUCCUUAGGUGAGGCUCCCCAGUGGGAACCCUCUCUUGUGUUCUGCUUCCUAGGACAGAGUGAACGGGAGGCAGCUGGCUGUAUAGCCUUCUGUUCUGGCUAACACCAGACGGCUUGGCUUCUCGUGUAGUUAAUUUUGUUUACAUCAAAGAGGCAAAGAGGUGCUUAAAUCUCCGCCUCUACGGAUGCAGUAAAAACUUACAUGGGCGUCUACUUUUAGGCUCCCACGUUGAAUUCCUCCGGUAAAUGAAUGACAAUGGCUUUGUAAGCAGAAGCUCAAGGCUUCCAUAAGGCACUGCUGGAGUUUCAGGGGCUCGCUGGAGUAUCCAUCCCAUGUAACCCUGGGAUUCUUGAAGCCAAUGAAACCAGGAAGCAGCACAGUGCUGAAGCCCGUGUCAUCCAGUUCACCGUCUUCCUGAUCCUUGUGCUUUUUCCGUGGCAGUGUUUACAUUGCAUGCCUACUGUAUUUCUGUGAAGGAAAAAAGUCAAUAAAUGUUGGCAGUUUGCCCCCUCCCCCUUUGAGACAGGGUUUCUCUGUGUAGUGCUGUAUGAACUGGAACUCUCAGCCCGCUCAGACUCACUUGCCUCUGUCUCCCAAAUGCUGGGAUUAAAGGUGUCACCCCCACCUCGAGCUUGAUUCCCCCCCUUUUUUUUAAAAGAUUGUAUUUAUUAUGUAUACAUUAUUCUGCCUGCAGGUAGACAGGCAGGCCAGAAGAGGACACCAGACUUCAUUACAGAUGGUUGUGAGCCACCAUGUGGUUGCAGGAAUUGAACUCAGGACCUCUGGAAGAACAGCAAGUAGCCAGUGCUCUUAACCACUGAGCCAACUCUCCAGCCUGGUUUCCUCUUUCUUAAGGUCGCUUUUUUCAUUCACACUCAGCUUCUAAUCUUCGCUGGGAAUUGGAAUUGGAAACAGCACAACUUCUGUGUCCUCCAUCCCCAGGUCGCGGUUCACAGAUGCAGCUUUCACAGGUCAGAGUCCAGACUGUGCUCCCUGAAACUUAGGGAAGACGCCCUCCGGAAUCACAGUGGUAGUUUCGUUCCUUCCAGGAGAAGCUGAGCACACAGGAAUUUACUGUUGAGCAUUGUGCUGGAGAGAAUGUGCCACAUGCCUAGCUUAUCUUAGGGUUUGGGCUUCAGGCUCUGGAGUUCAAGAGUCUGGUUGUCAUUGGCAUCGUGACCCAGUUACAGCUGGCAUUUGGGUAACUUCCCCCUUGGGGAGGUGCUGGAUUUGGGGGGUGGGAGAAAGGGAGCUUUCUCCAUCCUUGUCUUCACUUCCUCUUCUCUUCCCACCUCAUCACCUGACUUUGCAGAAUUACUUUUCACUUUUCUUCCCACCUGACCCAGGUGUCCUUGAGAUUUAAUUUAUUUUUCCCACGUUAUUUUAGACGCGGUCAUUAAUCUAGUCCCAGGUGGGAAAAGGCCAUUGGAGUCAUUGUUCUGUCCUGUGUAGGACACCGCCUUUGCUCUCUGUCCGUGUGCUUCUCCAUCUUCAGAGCCUCAUUUAGAUUCCUCCGGACUUCAGACCCCUUUGUUAGGAGCAGACAACCUUAAACAGAAACCUUGUAAACCUGUUUCAGGAAUAAUAACUGGCACAAUGGAGCAGGCUCCAUACCGUCUUAUUCGGGGCCCAGCAAUCCCCCAACGUUGUUUUGCUCCCAUGUAUUUGACAACGAGGAAAGAAAAGUAAAAGACACCUUUUUACUAACAGCUCUUGCUUUCAAUUUGGCACAGAUUUUUCAUUUUUAUAUUUUCAGGCAUAGUCUGAUUCUGUAGCCUAGAGUGGUCUGUAACUCAGUACGUCACCCAGACUGGCCUAGGAGUCACAGCAAUCUUCCUGCCUCAACCUCCCAUUGUUGACUCACGAGUUACUGUGCCCAGCAUCUUGGUCUGAAUUCUUAGACACAGAAAAUGCAGCAAGUCAGAAAUCUUGAGAACUCAGAAGGGCAGCUUUUGAGUCAGCCUGUUAGUGUAUGUGUGGGGCUUAGCAGUUCUGACCUCCAGACUUUGGCACGAGAGCACAUUCCUGAGGUUGCUUCUAAAAAGAGCAACAAGGCCCUGUAUGGAAUAUUUACAUUUCUCUAUUCCCUGAUUUUGGAGGGUCAGACUUGGCGCAGAUUUUCUUCCGAAUGAGUCUGGCUUAGAAGACUUUCUUGUUGGUGUGAUGAGGUGUUAGGUUCUUCUUGUCCCCUGUCCUUUGUAGAAGAUGCUCAUCCGCAAUCUGGAUUUGUGGUCACACACUCAGAUUGAAUAUUAAGUAACAAAUAAUAUUGUAAAGCUGAAAACUUCCCUGCAUCUUCCCAGCUGUGGAAUUCCGCCUAGACCUGACAUUUGAACAAGUUCAAAUCAAUACGUCCAACCAGUGAAAUGAGGGAAAUUGAGGUUAGGGAAGUCACGGUGUGGGGCUGUAGUGGCAAGGACAGCUGGACGCUUCCUGCUGGAGCCUUGUAAACUAAAUAGCUUGUUUGACUGAACAAUUUAAGUGAACAUUUAAGUAUGAACUUUUUUUUUCUUGAAAUUUAAGUGUAUCUUAAAGUAUCUUUAAAACACUUCAAAGUAAGUCAGACUUUCUGUUUGCUUUUGUUUUUCUUUUUACUUUCUGGGUUUGUUCUGUAGUUUCUUACCUGGAGAUAAAAAAAAAAAGCAUAACCUAGGUAACUUUUUGAUGGGCCUUAAAAGCCCAAGUAGAUGAUUCAAGACCGAUUUCCUCAGAGUAGGGCUUUUCAAGGACCGUCAUGGAUUGCAGGCAGCAUCUGCUGUAAGAAGGCUCUUUGAUCUCCAUUUGUAGGAACAGUUGGGCAACCAGCACCUUUGCCCUUCGGUCAGUCCCUUAAGCUCACUAGUCAGCUGCAUUGCCAAAUAAAGAAGGGCAGGGCCUCUCGGUUUCUUGACUGGAUGUUGUAGAAACAUUGCACUCAGUGCUGCAGAAAUCACAACCAAGGGAGCAGCAGUUCUCAGCCAGAGCUGCAGGGUAGGAGCAUGAGGGAGGCCGUCGAGCUGCCACACUGCACAGCCCUCCCUCAGGAGUAAAGAGCUAGCCACUUGGGGUGAGCAGAGGCUUCAUUGUGUUUAGAGCCUUCUAGUGCGUAGCCAGUGUUACACACCACUGCCCUUGAUAAAGACUAGGUAAGCUUCACACCAGAGACCAUUACUAACAAAGCCGACGGAAUGCUAUUAUCCUUUUCUGAUUGUAACCCCCAGUCUCCCAGGCCUUUAUUUGGGUCUCUCCCCUCUCUUGGCCAAGCCUCCUUACCUGCUCUGUCUCCCAUGCCCUCUGGAAUCCUUGCUGGAAAACCAGUUAACUAGUCAGACACUGAUAGAUGCUAAUGGAUGCUUGAGGACUCCUGGAGUGUUCUAGUUAACACAUCUAAAAAAAAAAAAAUACAAUUACUUUUUUUUUUGCCAUAUAUGGAUUUAUUAGGUAGGAAAAGAAAGUUUGAGUAGGCAAUCUCAACCUUCAUUGUAGGGCUUGACCCUGCUUGGCCUCUGAGGCAAGAACCCAUGUUGAACAGGACAAUGGGAGUAAAAAUGUGUGCUUGUGUUGAGCCCAUCUUCUUAAGGCACAUCCUGGAGCCAGCUUUGUAUGAUUAGUGAGAGACACACUUAGCUUAGCUGAUCAUGAUAACUCAGGACUUUAACUCUCAAGAGGCAGAGGCAGUGAAUCUCUGAGUUCGAGCUAGCCUGGUCUACAGAGUGAGUUUUAGGAUAGCCAGGGCUACACAGAGAAAUCCUGUGUGUGUGAGUGUGUGUGUGUGAGUGUGUGUGUGUGUGGCGGGGGGAGGCACACUUAGCUUUUCACUGAGCCGAGUGUGGAGAAGCCCCCACUCUGUGUUUUGCCACUGUUUUCUGACAGCCUCUUUGCAGCAGCUGCUGGCUGGCCGAGGCAUGGGAGCAAAGGUUAAUCCCAUUUCGAGAGAAGUGACCUGAAGUGUGUUCAUUCAACCACUAAGAAGACACCAUGUUCCAUUCAGGAGCUCGUGGUGCCUCUUUCUCGUUCCUUUAUAAACAGCAUGUCUCUAAGUUUCCCUGGGAUACCUUAGAGGGUGUUUCUAUUCUUUCUUUCCAGAAUAAUACUUGUGGAGCUACAUGGGCAAACAGGUGGGUCUCUCAGUGUGAUAUUUAAAAGAAAUCUUAGAAGCUUUCCUGAUCCGUCCUAUUUCUAUUGUCUUGGGCUUUUUCUAUAUUUUCAUCUUCACAGCCCGUGAUGGCUGAAUACAGUACAGUGCACGUGUGUGUGUAUGUGUGUGUUCACACGCAAUGCCAGAGAUUAAAUUUGUUGCCACACAUUUGCUUUAGGUGCACCCUAUCUGUAGCGCCAUCAUGGGGACUCAGUGUCCAGCAGAGGGCACCCUCCUCUCACUAAAAAUCACAGAGGUCCUUUCUCUCCAGGAAUUUAGCUGCUUGGGGUUUGCUGUAAUCCCAGGAUAUGUUGAAACAGCCAAACUGGGAGCUUUGGGACAUGUCCUUAUGUUGCUUCAUGUAUUUCUACAGCCACAGAUGUUUCCUGUGUGGGUGAAUUAUCCAUCACGUUUAGCAUCCCCUGGUUGAUAGGCAAUCCUACAAGGUGACACUUCUCUGUUAAUUUCAGUUGUAUUUGUUAUGUCC